Messenger RNA from Cuscuta europaea, 2090 nucleotides. NCBI's taxonomy places the organism in Eukaryota, Viridiplantae, Streptophyta, Magnoliopsida, Solanales, Convolvulaceae. The record is from the annotation of a GenBank genome assembly.
GUCAAUUUACUUUCUCUGUAUUCAUCCAAUGUAAUAACUCCGCCAUUUUCAUGGUUUCUUAAGAGCUUUAUCCUACUAGUACUUUUUGAAGCUCACAUAAAAAGGUCACAUACAAAUGAUGCGACGUCUUAAGAAGUGUCCUCUCCCCCGUACCUUUCCACCACGCUGCAAUUCUUUUCCUACUUCGCAAUUAUUAUGAAUGAGUAAUCAAAAUUGCAGUCCUUGGUGGCGUGCUAUGGUUGUUGAUCUUUCAUUCCCAAUUCAAAUCGAUCACUGACUCGCCGGCUUUCACAAUGGUUUCUCUUCAGGAUUCUUUGUCACACGCCGGUUCCAGCGCAGAUAGCUUCACCCAAACGCGCUCUUGUUGCUACCCCACUCCGCCGCCAUCUUCGUCCAAACCCCACCGCUCCGUUGGCCGUUCCAUGCGCACUAUUAGGUCCAAUCUCUACCAAAGCGGAUGCGCCGCCGCUUCCGACCUAUCCGGCAGCGUAUCGGAGAACCUGACGGACUCCGUCGUCGACAUGCGGCUCCGGGAGCUCGCUAAUAAACCCGCCAUAUUAAAGCCCUCCUUUUCGGAAGUGGAUUUUUUGGAGAUUUCACACGCGUUCAGUGAUUUCUCUGCUUGUAGUAGUGACAUUUCCGGUGAGCUGCAGCGGCUAGCGACUGCGGAUCCGGUUGAGAGCCCGAAUCCGGACACCCAGCCCGAACCCGAACCCGAGCCAUGUCUAGGGUUUCUGCAGAGGGAGACGUUUUCGACGGAAAUAAUCGACAACAUAUCGCCGGAGGAUCUUCAUCCGACUGUGAAUCUCUGCAUAGAGGGGUUGAAAUCAUCAUCUGUAGCGGUUAAGCGGUCUGCGGCGGCGAAGUUGAGGCUCUUAGCCAAGAACCGAGCUGAAAAUCGGGCUCUGAUCGGAGAAUCCGGUGCAAUUCCUGCACUUGUUCCUCUUCUUCGGUGCUCUGAUCCCUGGACUCAAGAGCACGCGGUUACCGGCCUUCUAAACCUCUCUCUUCAUGAACCUAACAAAGCCGUCAUCACGGAUUCCGGUUCUAUAAAAUCACUGGUUUACGUGCUAAAAACAGGAACCGAGAUCUCCAAACAGAACGCAGCUUGUGCUCUGUUGAGCCUGGCUUUGGUCGACGAAAACAAGCUGUCUAUUGGUGCUUGUGGUGCUAUUCCUCCAUUGGUGGCCCUUCUGAUCAACGGAUCGAAUCGCGGAAAAAAAGACUCAUUAACCACACUUUACAAGCUCUGUUCAGUGAAACAGAACAAGGAGAGAGCUGUAACUGCAGGCGCAGUGAAGCCGUUGGUGGAGAUGGUGGGAGUGAAUGGUAAUGGGCUUGCAGAGAAAGCUAUGGCGGUGUUGACCAGCCUUGCCGCGAUCGAAAUCGGAAGAGAUGCGAUCGUGGAGGAAGGAGGGAUGAACGCUCUAGUGGAAGUUAUUGAGGACGGUUCUGAUAAAGGGAAGGAAUUCGCCGUGGUGACACUUCUGCAAUUGUGUUUGGAUAAUGUUAGGAACAGGGUUUUGCUUGUUAGAGAAGGUGGAAUUCCUCCUCUUGUGGCCUUGUCCCAGAAUGGAACUGCUAAAGCUAAGCACAAGUGUGAGACACUUCUUGGAUACUUGAGAGAACCAAGACAUGAAGUUUCUACAUGAACUCCUUAGAGGCUUUAGAGAGGUCAGCUUAGACUGCAGUAUAUUGUAUUUGGAAGUGGCGCAUUAUGUAUAAGUGUUCUGGCUUGAGGUUUGUACAGAGUGGCUUAGAACUUCGAUUAUGGUAAUAGUUAGGAUGUACUCACCUUUAAGGUAUAUUGUUAUCAUUAUGGUUGGAUAGGUAUUCUUAAUUAGGAUUUCAUCUCCCUCUGCAACGAACAUUUGCUUGUAUUGGAGGAGGCUAAUUUUCCUGGGGUGUUUUUUUUUCCUUAAAAUAUGGCUGUUCAUCCUCUAGUUUUGCAUAGGAUGUCCUGAUUCUAUUAGACGCCUUACUAAUCGAUGCGCCCUUAGUAUGAUAAACACUGAAUUACGCCGAGUUUUAAAUGUAUGGAAUUCCAAAUAAUUUCUUAUGAAGCCACGAGUUUUUAGAUGUGAGCAAAA